ACAAUACACGUUAUCUGAAUAUCGCGCGCUUGUUGUUAUAUUUUUUGUUUUUAAAAAAUACAGUGUGUGUUUUACCAAUGUGCAUAAAAAAAUUAAAGCAAAAAACAACAAAAAAAUAUAAUAAUAAAUAAAUGUAUAGAAGCCUAUAUAAAAUUUAAAAAGGGCAAAAUAAUAUAUGUGUAAAGAGAGAAAAAAAUUACAAAAAUAAACUGAAAAAAAAAAAAUAUUAAAGAAGACUUAUACUACUACACGUUUCUACGUGUCUGCGUGUUUUGAGUAAAACAAACUAUAAUAUUUUGUUUGUUUUUAUCAGAAAAUUAAUAAGAAUUUUUCAUUGUUAUUCGUCUGGACGGAUUUUAUUCUAUUUGACGUUGCUGAGAAAAAAACUUGGAAUUAGUCACAGAAAGUUGUCUUUAACGACGCAUAUACACAAUGUUACCACAACAGUAUUGUUUACGAUGGAAAUACCACCACAGCAACUUACAAACAAUGUUCUCACAACUUCUUGAUCGUGGAUGCUUCUGUGAUGUAACCCUCGCAUGUGAAGGACAGACGAUCCGGUGUCAUCGCGUAGUUUUGUGUGCAUGCAGUACGUACUUUGAUUCAUUGCUAACAAAUGUGUCCACAGACAAGGAUCCCAUCAUUAUCAUGCGCGACUGCAAAUUCUCCGAUGUAAAGGCGCUCAUCGAAUUUAUGUACAAGGGAGAAAUCAAUGUGGAACACGAAAACCUUUCGUCAUUGCUAAAGACAGCGGAAGAGCUAAGAAUCAAAGGUCUAGCAGAAGUUAGUUGGCACGAUGACGAAAAUGAAAAUGAGACGGCAUCCACCCGAGUAAACGUGACAAUGUCACAUGCCACAAAUGUCUCAUCGACUCCCACCACCAACAAUCCUGAUUCCGGAAACAGUAUUCCAAUGCUCACCCCUAUCACAAUCCACACGAAAGAUGAUGUCACAAAAGAUGGAUUUCCUAAUAAGAAAAAACGUGGUAGACCACCGCUAGAUGAGGAAUAUGACUCAUUUUCAACCCCUAAGAGCAACAACAUUGGCACAUCGCACAAUUAUUCCGACAGUUCCCACCUUGUAUCUGUGAUGAUGGACGACAAUUCAAAGGAGAACACAAAGGAAAAUGAGCAAGUCAACUCCAUGUCCAACGCCGAAUCGAAUCACUCCAGCAACGGAAACUUGAGUCCUCACAACUUGCUAAUUCCGAAGAUUGAAAGAAUAGACACGCCGGACUUUAAUCGCAUGGAAAUGGACGAGGACAGUUUUGCCUACGAUCAAAAUCAGUCGUUACAAUCGAUAUUUCUGACGCCACAAGAACGGGAAGAAUGGAAAGACGUGAUUAAGAUGAAUGACUAUCUUACGAAAGGAAGACGACCGCAGUUUUGGGAAGAACCGUUUACGCGAAAAGUAAUGGAUGCGAUUAAAAAUAAGAAUUUGGAAAUGAAAAAAGCCGCAAAGCUACUUGGAGUAUCAUAUGGAACACUGUACGGACGAUAUAGGGAAACAUAUGGAUGUCUCAAACAUCCAUACAGAGGACAAUUUGGAUCACAGUCACAGCAACAAUCACCCAACUUAACGGCUUCAAUGCUCGAGAACGCAGGUCUUUGGGGAGCGCUUUCUGGAAAUAACGAUGCGAUAGAGCACGGAAAUAAUCAAGGAUUUGCAUGUCCUUUGUAAGGAAAUCACAUGGAACAGCAAUUUUUGAAAAAUGUGAGGAAAUGAGACUGAAGAUUUUAGUUGAGUUUUGAACCAUAAAGUGCUCAAAAGAUGUCCAACAAGGUCCUCUGAAAAGGAAAAUUCUGUAAAAUAUAAAAUUUUCUUUUUGAAUGCAAUAAAUAAGUAUUAAAAGUAACUACUUAGAGAUAAGUUAGGAAUCAGGUUCGAAAAAAAAGACACAAAUGGAAUACUUAGAAGUAGAUCACAUCAUCAUCAUUCCUUUUUGCCUCGUUAACCAUAUGUAUUUAAAUAAAGUAACUUAAUAAAGACAAUGAAAAAUUAAUUACAGGUUUUAUUUCUUAGAGUACACAAAUUUAGAAAACUCCUUUUGUAUUUACUGUAAAAGUAUUUCUUGUAAAAAUGUAAUAAGUUAUUGAAUAGAGUUUAUUAAA
This is a messenger RNA of Culicoides brevitarsis, 2111 nucleotides long. RefSeq names its product protein tramtrack, beta isoform-like. Gene Ontology annotation, molecular function: protein binding. Gene Ontology annotation, biological process: regulation of transcription by RNA polymerase II. Lineage: Eukaryota; Metazoa; Arthropoda; Insecta; Diptera; Ceratopogonidae. The coding region runs from base 433 to 1680 and encodes 415 amino acids. The transcript has 6 exons. The record is from RefSeq and is a predicted model, not a curated record. Gene Ontology annotation, cellular component: nucleus.